AUGGAAGCGUACAUGGCAUGGACAUCCGACAACUUACGACGAGAAAUCAACAGGCGCAAGCUGAAGCCUACACCAAUGCCCACCAAGAAGGUCGAUCGAGCGAUUCUUUUGGUGGCUCACGAUGGGCGAAAGGCCCAGGUCGGGGCGAGUGGGUUGAUUGGAGCGGAAGAGGAGGAGGGGGAUGCGGACGAUGAUGACGAUGAAUUCGUCGAUGCGAAUGAAGAUCCUGGAACGGAUCAUAACAGCGAGGAUGAAGUGGAGGCGGCAACACACCCAGCUGAAGGCGGGAAAGCAAGCAAUGACGACACGGAGCAAGACGCUGCUUCAACGCCAUCCGCGCACCUAAGUCAUGGCAAAAAGCGCAAGCAACCACAAACAGAAUUGGAAGACCGCACCACCAAACGUCAGCACUACAACGACCCGUCUGCAAAUGUACUACCCAACCUACCAUCACCAUUUCCACCAAUAUCAUCACCGCCAUCACCAUCUCCACCUGAAUCAACACCGCCAUCACCGUCACGCCAGCAGCAUGACACCGUCAUCGCGCUAGAACAAGAGAACCUGAGCGCUCGCGCCAAACGCGCCCUGCGCCCUGUUGACCGCUCUCUCACCAACCUCAAUGCCUGGAUAAACGAUGUCGUUGGCUUAGGCAACCUUGCACCCGGGGACCCGACCCCAGGUCAGAUCGUUAGUGAGGUGGCUGAAGAUGUUCGACGUUGGAUGGAGCGGUGCAGUCGUGGAGUGGAAGAGAGAAUAGGGCUGGUGGAUAGGGAGGUCGAGGACAUGGCGAAUCACCAGGAUGAGGAAGUUUAA
Molecule: messenger RNA, 813 nt
Organism: Alternaria ventricosa
Lineage: Eukaryota; Fungi; Ascomycota; Dothideomycetes; Pleosporales; Pleosporaceae
Exons: 1
Coding region: 1-813 (270 amino acids)
Source: RefSeq, a predicted model, not a curated record